Arctia plantaginis is the source of this 2088-nucleotide messenger RNA. NCBI's taxonomy places the organism in Eukaryota, Metazoa, Arthropoda, Insecta, Lepidoptera, Erebidae. The record is from the annotation of a GenBank genome assembly.
AUGUUCUCCAAGGCAAAGAGGUUUGAACCUAUUGGAAAGAAUCAAAAUAAACCAUCUACAAUUAAACAAGAAAGUGAUAAACGUAUUAAAGUGCCAGCAUCUGUGGUCAAACCCAAGCAGUUAAUUGCAACAGCAUCUACCAAAGUUAGCUGUGAUGUGCAGUCUCAGUGCAGCAGCUCAGCACAUAGUGUGAAGUCAUUUGCAACACCAAAACCUUUAAGACCAGUAACAACUAAUAAGGCUCCUUUUAGCUGUAAGAAAAAAAAUGAAGCAAAUGAUCCCAAAAUUAAAAAAGAAACUGAAUGUGAGAUUCUCAAAGCCCAGAAAGUGGAGAUUAGAAACAAAGAUUACACAAUUGCUGAAUAUGCCAAACAGAUAGAGGAAUACAAAAAUAAAAUAUUGUUGCUAGAAAAACAAUUACAAGAAAUAAACACUUUUAAUAAGAUAGACAAAAAGCUUUCACAACUCACUAUAGACGAAGGGAGAGUUGAUGAUGAAUUAAAACAAAAAAUAUUAGAAUUAGAACAACAAUGUGAAAUAUUUGAGCAAGAAAUAACUGAUAAACAGCUAGAACUAAGAUCAGUUGAAGAAGUUAUUACCAUCAGAGACAGCCUAUGUCAAGACUUACAACAGAAAUUGACUACUGCUGAAACAGACCUGGAGGAAACUCUCCAAAGGCUUGAAAUGGUCAAAGGUCACCAUGCUCUUGCUCUAGAAGCCAAUGAAAGCAUUAGACGUGAAUACAAAGUUGAGUUAGAAACUUUGAAAGUAAAGCUGGAAGAAGAAAAACAAGCAAUUAUUAACAAAUCUAAAGUUGAUCAAGAAACUUUGAAAUUAAAGCAUAUUAAUGUGAUAGAAAGUAUGAAAACUCAGUUGCUUAAAGAGAAAAAUGAUGCCCUUCUAGAAUUACAGCAGGAAUUAAAUAACAAAGAUAAAGAAAUGAAAGCUAAAUUGGAGCAGAUGGAAGAAGCAACUCAUGAAAAGUUACGACUUUGUGAAAUACAAUUUGAAGAGCGAAGUCAAAAUAUACACGAACAUUAUACACAACAGCUCAUAAAUCUGCAGAGUUAUGAAAAUGAAAUAAGAGAGCUUAAAUAUAAUGUUGAACUGGCUGAAGAAGGAAAAAUUAUACUUCAAAAAGAAAUAAAUAAUUUAAAAUAUGAAAAUGAUUCUUUGACCAAAGAUAAACUAAGUCUUAUAAAGGAAAGGGACGAAAUGAAAGAGGAAUCUAAAAGAAAACUUAUUGAUUUUGAAAAUGAUAUUAAUAAAUUAACAGCAGAAGUAGAUAAGGUUGUGAAAGAAAAGAAUAGGUUUGAAACAUCACUGUCUGUAACAAGAGAUAUUGUACAGGUAUUGACAAUGCGUCUGAGGGAAUCUGAUAAUGAAUUAGAAGUUUUGGAAGACAAAGUGCAAACUUUGACCAACUCAAACGAAAUCUUAGAAAGUGAACUUAAUUCAUACAAAACUAAGCUGAAUAAUACUGUUAUGGAAUGUGAUGAAUAUAAAGAGGCUUUAGUAAAUAUCUUAAAAUCGAAAGCAGCAUUAGCUAAGGAGCAUAAUCGUAUUAUGGAGCAUAAUGUUUCUUUGAUAGAAAGUUUGCAAAAUGUUGAAAAAGAAGCAUAUCGUGAACUUGGCUCUAUCAAGAAUGAACUCAUUGAGGAUGUAGAACUAUUAAAAAAGGAAUCUAGUUCCCAAAUUCAAUCCCUUCGUGAAGAGAUCGAAAAGAAACGAGUCUUGUGUGAGCUAGCAACUGAACAUGCAGGUCAGGCCACAGCUGCGGCUGAACAAUCGCGUAUGCUUCUGGCUCAGGCUGCUGCGGAAAUCAAUCGUCUUGAGGCUGAAAACCAGUGCCUACAGCAACAGAUUCAAGAUCAGCAAUCCGUAGUUGUGGAACUAUCGAUACUACGCCAAGAAAAUGAGGAAUUAACUAUGACACUAGCUAAGCAAUCUUCGAUUAUUGACAAAAUGAAGAAAGACUCUGAGCAGCAUUUCAAGCCAAAGUCGCCUUCAGUAAUGCGCAAGACGACCAAGCUUGGCAAAGAAAAUAUGCAGACAGUUAUAUCUCCUUUGCGGGAGCGUAAUCACUAA